AUGCUUUUCCUGCAGAGUUCCUCUACAAACACGAUUGAAAAUGGUUUUAAAGCAAGUGACGAGCCCCUUCUUCGAAAAAACCCUCGUCGAUUUGUCAUCUUCCCUAUCCAGUACCCUGAUAUAUGGAAAAUGUACAAACAGGCACAAGCAUCCUUUUGGACAGCAGAAGAGGUUGAUUUAUCAAAGGACCUUCCUCACUGGAACAAGUUGAAAUCAGAAGAAAAAUAUUUUAUAUCACAUGUCCUGGCAUUUUUUGCAGCCAGCGAUGGAAUUGUAAAUGAAAACCUGGUGGAACGUUUUAGCCAGGAAGUGCAGAUCCCAGAAGCUCGCUGUUUCUAUGGUUUUCAGAUUCUCAUUGAAAAUGUUCACUCAGAGAUGUACAGUCUGCUAAUAGACACUUACAUCAAAGAUCCUGAGAAACGAGAGUUUUUAUUUAAUGCGAUUGAAACAAUGCCAUGUGUCAAGAAGAAAGCAGAUUGGGCUCUGAGAUGGAUAGCUGACAGAGACUCCACUUUUGGGGAGAGAGUGGUUGCCUUUGCUGCAGUGGAAGGAAUCUUCUUCUCAGGAUCUUUUGCUGCCAUAUUUUGGCUGAAGAAGAGAGGCCUGAUGCCUGGACUGACUUUCUCCAAUGAGCUCAUUAGCAGAGAUGAGGGUCUCCAUUGUGACUUUGCUUGCCUAAUGUUCCACUAUUUAGUGAACAGGCCUUCAGAAGAGAGGGUCAAGGAGAUCAUUGUUAAUGCAGUUGAAAUUGAGCAGGAAUUUUCAACAGAGGCUUUACCAGUAGGUCUGAUUGGAAUGAAUUGCACGUUGAUGAAACAAUACAUUGAAUUUGUGGCAGACCGAUUACUUGUAGAACUUGGGUUCUCAAAGUUCUUUUACGCAGAAAACCCUUUUGAUUUCAUGGAAAAUAUUUCACUAGAAGGAAAGACCAACUUCUUUGAGAAGCGAGUUUCAGAGUAUCAGCGCUUCGCUGUAAUGGCAGAGACAACAGACAAUGUGUUCACUUUGGAUGCAGAUUUUUAAUAUCUCUUCAGGGAGAGCAUCUGAACAAACUGACAGUGACUUUGCUUCCCUGUCCCCAUCUCAUUUCUUGUGAUGAUUUCGGUAUUUCUUAUCCCUAAGUUGGCAUUGAGUCUUCUGGAAUGGUUUUGUUUCCUGCCUGUAUAAAGUUUAUAAAUUUACAUUUGAACACACUGUAAUUUCCUGAGCAGCAUGUGUAUAAUCUGUAGAGUAAAUGUAUUUUCUUUUUUUCAUGAAAUGUCCUUUUUAAAACUUACCUAGCUUUUUAAAGAGAUGCUCUUUCUAAGGAGCCUGCUUGAUUCCUGGGUAAAAAACUGAACAACCUUUCAAUUUUUCAAAAAUUGACAACCUUUUUUGAGGGGCUGCAGAAGUGCUUUACAAGAAUAGCUAAACAAAAACAGGGAUGCAGCUUACUAUGCUUCACAUUACAGUUUUAAUCUUAAACCCAAUGAGGUAAUACCCCAUUUUAAUAUGCUCCAUUUUGAUGAGUGUUUUAAAAAUGUAAACUAUGAAUCUAGAUUAGUAGUUCUUCCUGCUGUUUUGCUUCAAAAUAAUUUAAUCAAUGAAAGAUUUUGGGAAGAGGUAUGUGUUUAGUGGGUUACGAAAUAUGAUCUUCGGUAAGAAAAUUUAUUUAAUUUCCUCAUUAACUUGGGAUCUAGGUUAAAAGAGCUUUCUGACUUGAGGUGGAAACCUGGUCUACCCAUGGUAACAAUAAGCAUUCUGGGACACAUAGCUUUCAGAUAAGACAUAUUUUGAAGAUGAUGUAAAUUGGGUGGCUUGGUAAGUAAGUAAAAAGACAGUGGGGAAGAAUGUAUGCUCCAGUGUUAAAAUGUUAACCUAUUUCUGUGUUCAGUGCAAAUGCUGCUACUCGUUUGAGUGCUUUAAGAGUAAGCAGACUUACAGUGGCAGUAAUCGUUGAUUGUUUUGGGGUGAUAACCAACAUCAGAAUUGGAAGUACUGAAUCCGCCUCUUCUUUGUUGUGUUGCUCUGCUGGGUAUUCAGUUUUCUUCUGUAAUGUUUUAUAACAUUACUGGGCAUGGCAUGUCUUUUGGGUUUUUGACCCUUGACCUACCACAGAAAUAAUACUUUAACCCUUCCUAUAGAUACCUCCGAUGUUGUGCUGGUAGGUAUCUUCAGAAUAACUUGUUUAGGUGAAACAUUGAAACAACAGAAUUUUCAGUAUAUAGGUGGGGAAAAAAAAAGGAUACUUUCGACUAUCAGUCCCUGUCCAGCGACUGCUGCAUAAGCACUGCUGGUGAUCUGUAGUAUAAUGUAGUAUGUAUGUAUGUGUGUAUAUGUAUAUAUGCUUGUCUGUAUAUUUUAGUUGUUUAUAUUAAAGAUAAUUACUUAUUCAAUAUAAGAGAAAACUGAAGGAUAACUUUGAAAUGUCACUUUGUAAUAUUUGAUGUGGAAGAAAUAACAGCAAUAAUUUAAUUUCACUCCAUGGAUUUAGCUUUUUGGUGGACUUUUGUGUUCACUCUUUUGCAAAUACAUGGCUUCAUUUUCCUGAGGGGUGCUCUAUUUUGGAGAAUAAAAUAUAAGAGCAGUUCGUUUA
Molecule: messenger RNA, 2575 nt
Organism: Gavialis gangeticus (Gharial)
Lineage: Eukaryota; Metazoa; Chordata; Crocodylia; Gavialidae
Gene: RRM2B
Product: ribonucleotide reductase regulatory TP53 inducible subunit M2B
Exons: 8
Coding region: 1-1023 (340 amino acids)
Biological process (GO): deoxyribonucleotide biosynthetic process
Cellular component (GO): cytosol
Molecular function (GO): ribonucleoside-diphosphate reductase activity, thioredoxin disulfide as acceptor
Source: RefSeq, a predicted model, not a curated record